Molecule: messenger RNA, 1460 nt
Organism: Clarias gariepinus (North African catfish)
Lineage: Eukaryota; Metazoa; Chordata; Actinopteri; Siluriformes; Clariidae
Gene: senp3a
Product: SUMO specific peptidase 3a
Exons: 10
Coding region: 192-1061 (289 amino acids)
Biological process (GO): protein desumoylation
Cellular component (GO): nucleus
Molecular function (GO): deSUMOylase activity
Source: RefSeq, a predicted model, not a curated record
AGUGGCGGACCUGGCGACAGCGGGCCAAGUGGGCGGGGUUUUUGGGGUACAGACGGGCCUGCGGGAUAAGAUGCACCCAAAGGCCGAAACAUCAGCAGCUACAGAACGCGCUGACAAACGGAGACAGAGAAGGACCUGCUGCUGCACCUGACUUGAAUGGCACAAACAGACUUCCUGUGAUCAGCGAGAGCAUGUACAGAGCCAACAUGGAGGACAGCGAGGGGCGGAGACCUCGGGACAAACCGUCCAAUGAGAAGCAGCUGAGCAGGGAGCACAUCUCCUGUAUACAAGCCCUCCUGGAUGAGUUUCUGCAGCAGUACGGCAGUCUGAUCCCCGUCCAUGUGGACCAAGUGGUGAACAAACUGCAGGCCACGUUUAAUGAGAGCUUCUCACAUCCACACAGGAAGCUGAUGGUGCAUCGCUUAAUGGAGUCAUACCAGCGCACGUCCAGCUCCAAUCUGAUGCCAGAGUUCCGCAUAAAUUAUAAACGCCACGUUCUCACCAUGGAUGACCUGAGCACACUGUACGGCCAGAACUGGCUCAAUGACCAGGUGAUGAACAUGUAUGGGGAUUUGGUGAUGGAUGCCGUACCUGAUCAGGUUUACUUUUUCAACAGUUUCUUUUAUGACAAGUUGAGGAAAAAAGGAUACGAUGGUGUGAAGCGGUGGACAAAAAACGUGGAUAUUUUCCAGAAAAAGGUCCUGCUCAUUCCCAUCCAUCUGGAGGUGCACUGGUCUCUGCUGUGUGUGAACGUUCCUCAGCGCACCAUCACCUACUUCGACUCCCAGAGGACCCUGAACCGCCGCUGUGCAAAGCACAUGGCCGUGUAUCUCCGUGUCGAGGCGAAGAAGAGAGAGCAGAGGGAGUUCUACACGGGGUGGAGAGCGUUCUUUAAAAUGAAUAUAGCAAGGCAGAAUAAUGACAGUGACUGUGGAGCAUUUGUCCUGCAGUACUGUAAGAGUUUGGCGCUGGAGAAGCCGUUCACGUUCACGCAGAGGGACAUGCCCAGACUACGCCGAGAAAUGUACAAGGAGCUCUGUCACUGUAAACUCACACUCUGACACACACACACACACACACACAUCCUUCAACAUUCCCUCUCCAACACCUCCAAAGUGGCACAGAUAGACAGAGAGAGAGUGAGACAGCUCGUCCUGCAGUGAGACAUGCCGUUCCUCCUGUUCACUCUGAGUUCAUGUUGUUAAAUUUGCUGAAAUUAAUUGGUUUAAUCUCCACGUCGGGUAACGAGGUGUUUUUUCAUAAACUGAAACUGUGACUCGUGCCUGACUUUUCCUUUAGUUCAUGUGUUUUGUAAGUUUCUUUAGCGUUUUAAUUUUCUGCACGGUUGUUUGUUUGUUUGUUUGUUUGUUUUUUUGUUAAAGUGGUUGUGUGGUUUGAGUUCACACUCGCUGUAAAUGAAACUGUUUUAUAUGAUUCCUGUUGUGUACAUUAACAUGUUA